AUGAAUAGUAUAAAGUCAGCUUCGAGUCUUAAUGUGAAGCAGCUGGAUGAGGAUGGACUCUUCGAUCUUAUCCGUAAACGCACAGCUAUUUCCGGAUCGCUGGCCACAAGUCCUGAACCUGCCACUAAAGCACUUCUUCUUGAGUCUUCUUCUAGUCGGGAAUUGGCAAAGCCGCCAUGCUCCAAAACCUCUCCAUCCAUCCCGUCGCCAAUCAGUCUAAGUUUAGAGAAGUUGAAUACUCACAAGUCCUGUUCGCCUGAGGUAACUCAACUUACUGGCCGUCCUUGCGUCCCACUAUCGCAUAUACUUACUGCCAAUAGGCAGUGCUCGGAGACAUCCAAAAUUGUCUCUUCCCGAUCUCCGAAUACUAAACCCAUGACCAAAUCGCACCGUAAACCAACAAUAAAGUCUUUUGGUGGGCCUCCAUCACCAGUUUCUGAUUCCCCGUCUAUUUCCGAUGGUCUUCUUUGGUCAGAAAAGUACCGCCCGACGACGCGCAAACAAUUGGUUGGUCAGAUGGGCAACAGCAGUCCGGCCAAUCGGCUGUUUGCCUGGCUAUCUGCUUGGCACAAUCACUUCAUUGCAGGUUCCUAA
Molecule: messenger RNA, 594 nt
Organism: Protopolystoma xenopodis
Lineage: Eukaryota; Metazoa; Platyhelminthes; Monogenea; Polystomatidea; Polystomatidae
Source: the annotation of a GenBank genome assembly